Myripristis murdjan (pinecone soldierfish) is the source of this 2691-nucleotide messenger RNA. RefSeq names its product hypoxanthine phosphoribosyltransferase 1 (gene hprt1). The coding region runs from base 249 to 905 and encodes 218 amino acids. Gene Ontology annotation, molecular function: hypoxanthine phosphoribosyltransferase activity; magnesium ion binding. Gene Ontology annotation, cellular component: cytosol. NCBI's taxonomy places the organism in Eukaryota, Metazoa, Chordata, Actinopteri, Holocentriformes, Holocentridae. The transcript has 9 exons. The record is from RefSeq and is a predicted model, not a curated record. Gene Ontology annotation, biological process: guanine salvage; IMP salvage; hypoxanthine metabolic process.
CUUUCUGCGUCACGAUAUACACAACAGCCCGGAGCUGCAGUGGGGCCGCAGCAGCAACACGGAAAAGACAGGAGGGGACUGCCUGGUAGCGACGCAGCUAGCUAGCCACCUCCAUGUGUUUGCUCUCACAAGGCUGAAGGGUGUGUGACGGCGCCGUGACCGCGUUUUAAGGAUUUUUGCCCCCCUCAGCUUCUUGAUCCUGUUGAAGUCUCCGGUACAUCAGGUGGACAGCAGUGACCGAUACGGACAUGGCGACAUCCAGCUCCUGUGUUGUGAUCAGUGAUGAGGAACAGGGGUAUGACCUGGACCUUUUCUGCAUACCAAAGCACUAUGCAGCUGACCUGGAGAGAGUCUACAUCCCACAUGGACUCAUCUUGGACAGGACAGAGAGGCUGGCCCGGGAGAUCAUGAAGGACAUGGGGGGGCACCACAUUGUGGCCCUCUGUGUGCUCAAAGGGGGCUACAAGUUCUUUGCAGACCUGCUGGACUACAUCAAGGCCCUAAACAGGAACAGCGACCGUUCAAUCCCAAUGACAGUGGACUUCAUUCGCCUUAAGAGCUACUGUAAUGACCAGUCGACGGGUGAAAUCAAAGUAAUUGGUGGGGAUGACCUGUCAACUCUGACAGGAAAGAAUGUCCUGAUUGUGGAGGACAUUAUCGACACAGGGAAGACAAUGAAGACGUUGUUGCAACUUCUCAAACAGUACAAUCCCAAAAUGGUGAAAGUAGCAAGUUUGCUGGUGAAGAGAACACCGAGAAGUGUUGGCUACAGACCAGACUUUGUCGGAUUUGAGGUUCCUGACAAAUUUGUGGUGGGAUAUGCACUAGACUACAACGAGUACUUUAGGGAUCUAAAUCAUAUCUGCGUCAUUAGUGAAACAGGGAAGGAGAAGUACAAGGCAUGAAGAGCACUUCAGUACUAUAAUUAUUGUAUGGUUGUUUCUUUUGAUUUUUUGCAGUUGAUUUUAUAUUUGAUUUCUAUAUAUUUGUGUCAUGAAAACAAUAUCCAGCUGCGUGCGGCUAAUGUCACAUGGAUCUUAUGCUCAGGGUCCCUGAGGAUACACUGAUACGGUGAUAAUCCUGAUGUUUGCAUUACCAGUUUUAGUCACCACACACACAAUGUCAUUCAACUUUUGAGAAAUUUGAUUGCCUUAGAUCGAGCCAUGUCUGUGGUACAGCAUGGAGCUCAGCUUUGUCUGAAAUGAGCAUAUAAUGCCCCUGUGCCCCAUCACACCUAUUAAUAUCCAAUGUGUUAGUCUUGUUUUUUUUUUUUUUUUUUUUUCCAGAGGGGUAAUUUAUUCAGAGCAAUGCUGCUAGACUGAAGUAGAGCAUCACAAGUCUUUUGCUACUUCAACAUUUCGACAGCCUCCUAUUUUAUAAACUGUUGCUUUCAUCUUAAUAAGUCUCUACUUUUACUUGGAAAUAAUUGUUUUACUGGCACUCUUAAAGAUGUUUCACUCUCAACAACACAUUUUGGCAACUUUUCAAAGCAACGUGUAUUAAAACCAAAGGAAUGUGUUAUUGUUAAGAUAUGCUGUUUAUUAAGGCAACGUGUAAAGUAACACAAAUGUUAGUUAUCCAAACCAGCCACAUGGAUCUGUUGAAAAUGAGACAUCCUUUACUUAUGAGUGUCCAAAGUAAAGAAAUGUUUGUCUCCAACAGAAGUUGGCGUCCAUGCAUCACUUUUUGUACGAUAAAGAGAAUGAUGAAAAAUAUUGUUUGCACCUGUGCAAAUGUACCGUCGUUAAUUUAGGUUAAAGGGUCACUGCAUCAGACACUUGACAUAAUUUAUCUGUAACUACCGUUAAUUGAAUCAGGCAUACUUUUGAGAUAAUUUACCUUUAACUGCCUUUUAUAUAUGUCUUUAAUAUUCACUGUAUAAUAGAACUUCAUCCAGUGUUGCUGUGACUGUAAACCAGUUUCAACUGCAUUUUGCAAUAUCAGCCAUUAAAUGUUCACACCCCUGCUGUGACCAGUGGAUCUCCCCAGGAUGACAUGUAUAUAAAGUAACACUAAGGAAGCUGAUAAUUCACUUAUUGUCCAUUUAAUGAUGCAAAUAAAGGGGAAAGGAUGAGUGAUUUGGAGUAGCUAAAAGGGUUCCCAAAAAGUGUGUUACUGGGAUUUGAUCAGUAGUAUUUACAUUAUGUCGGGAAGCCAAUAAAACUUGAAGCUUUCUAGGAAUGGCAGCUGCUCAUCCUCCAGUGUGUGUACAGGACAGCAGAGGGACCCGGUGUGUGUGUGACCUGUGUCAGUGUGAUCAGACCAUGACCUCAAAGCUCCCUGGCCUUACAGAAAGUCACUGAUUAGGGCCAAACAAAAGCCAUGUUGUCCACUACACCCCCAUUAACAAAGAGCCAAGGAGAGGGGCUGCACAGAACCAUGUUAUCCAAUUAACCAUCAGGGCUGAAAACAUGCUGGGAGAGCCAAAAGCUAGCCCAUUUUAUUUAAAAAUCACAUUAUCUUAAAACAAAGUUCAGCUUUGUUUUGUACCCAGUGAUCUAUUCCAUGUAUGCCCAGUUAUGACUGUAAUCUGACAUUUCUCCCUGUAUUUUGUAUUACUUUUUCCACUUCGUGCUGCCUCCAUGGAAUGACUAAAGACUAUCAAAUGUGGAUUGAUCACAUGUCGAGAUGAUCUCUGGAAACGCUUACAUUAUCCCACAUGAUUAAAAUACAACUAUUGCAACUAUUAAA